Molecule: messenger RNA, 801 nt
Organism: Penicillium manginii
Lineage: Eukaryota; Fungi; Ascomycota; Eurotiomycetes; Eurotiales; Aspergillaceae
Exons: 1
Coding region: 1-801 (266 amino acids)
Source: RefSeq, a predicted model, not a curated record
AUGCAUUUCACAUCUGCUGCCGCACUCGUUGCCCUCUCCUCCAUCGGUGUGACCUACGCUGCGCCUCUGGCUAACUCCCAAGACGACCUCAUUCGCCGGAAGUCCGAGUAUGAAGUGGUGAAUGUUGGCGGCGAGCCCUCUAGCUCGGCCGUUCCAGAGGUCGAGACAGUUACUCAGACGCUCAACUCAGUGGUGACCGCAGCUGGAGUUCCCGCUGUACCUUCUACUGUGACUAUCACCGCCACUCAAUCUCCCACCCUGUCUCCGUCUUCCGUGGCUCCCAGCUCAACGCCUCACGCUCACCAUGCUCCUCCCCUCGGUGGUUCUUUUAUGCCACCCAUGGACUCUUCUUCCUUUUUCCGACGCGGCCUCAAGGCUGCCGGUGAUCCAUUCCUGUAUGCCCGCAGCUUGGCUCCGUCUUCCAGUUCCUGGCCUGUGUCUGCGACUCCCCUCGUUGCUCGCGAUUUUGAUGCCUGGUAUCCUUCUUCCUCGGUAGCUACUUCUACCUUAAGUGCGGUUUCCUCUACAUCGCUCGUCGCUCGCCAGUGGGGUGGCUGGUCCUCCAGCAUCGCUUUGCCAUCCUCUGCCACCCCGAGCGUAUCCGCCACUCCCUUGGCCGCUCGCGACUUUGAUGACGAAUCGUUCUCCUCCGGUCUAUCCACCGCUUCUUCGACACUAAGCGUGAACGCCUCAGCCUCGCCCACUCCUUUUGCCCGCCGAGCUAUCCCUAGCACUUCGAGUGUGGCUACUCCUAGCUCCAGCUGGUCUCUUCCCGCUGCUGCCUCUCUUCUGCCCUACUAA